Molecule: messenger RNA, 3028 nt
Organism: Dermochelys coriacea (leatherback sea turtle)
Lineage: Eukaryota; Metazoa; Chordata; Testudines; Dermochelyidae
Gene: SDCCAG8
Product: SHH signaling and ciliogenesis regulator SDCCAG8
Exons: 19
Coding region: 541-2673 (710 amino acids)
Biological process (GO): centrosome cycle; neuron migration; tube formation
Cellular component (GO): centrosome; centriole
Source: RefSeq, a predicted model, not a curated record
UUGCGCCACAUCCAGACAAUGGAUGCGCGAAUUCCCCCCCGAGGCGAGCGCACAUUCCGCCUACGCCAAGGGACACAACGGGAAGGAGGAAAACAUGGACCCCCUCUUGACCGAGAUUACUGCGCGUGCGCUUCACCCAGACACUGCGGGGAAAGAAACAGAUGUGCUGGAACGGAACAGUUGCGCAGUGCGCAGGUGCGAUCUGACCGCAUACAAAGGGAGAGAGCCGAAUGCAGCCGCUCUCUUCUAGACUCGGGGAGGUUGUAGCACGUAGGGACUAUAACCUCUCAGGGUUCGGAGGAUGGCGCGUUGCAUGCUGGGCGAUGUAGUCUUUGGGAUGACGCAACAUGAGUACGUGUCGCGUUACUGGGCGGAGCUCUGAAGGUGACUCGCUCAGCUAGGGGCCUAGAAGACCGUUUCCUAGUUGGUUAGCAACAGGUUCCCAAACUGCUUGAGGUCAGGAAGAGAAGGGGAGCAACGGCUAGAGCCCAGGACCUGAGCGGGCGUCGCCUUACGGCGUGAGACGCGGACCCUGCCCCUAUGCGGGAGGCCCGGGAGGAGUCCGACCUGGAACGGUAUCAGAGAAGCCUUCGAGACCGUGCUAGUAAAAGCAUCCAUCAACUGAAAUAUGCCUUGGGGGAAGAAGAUCCCGCAGUGGGAGAAAGUGAAGUUGCAUUUGAGCAGUCUUCCACAAGUAAUGAUGAGAGUGGGGAAACGGCCUGGCAGGAACUGCAACACAGUCAUGCAGUUAAUCAGCUUAAAGCUUUAUUGCGAGAGCAAGGAGGACUAGAAAGUGAAGUAUCUCCAUCAAGGAGGAGGAAGAUGUCGCCCUCAAGAACUUCAAAUGCUGCAGAUCAGAAUUUGCCAACUCUUUGUGAUCUUGUUCCGAUCAUUAAUGAUCAGUCCCAGUACAUUCAUCACUUAGAAGCUGAAGUGAAGUUUUGCAAGGAGGAGCUGUCUGGGAUGAAAGAUCGGAUACGAGUAGUUGUGCUUGAAAAUGAGAAACUCCAUGAGGAAAUGAAAUCUCUAACUGUAGAGCAGACGUUGAGAGAACAAACUCUUUUGGAUGCUUCAGCAAAUGCUCGGAACUCCUGGACUGUAGGAGGUGAUGAUUCUUAUUUAUGUCAACCUGUGAAGUCCUCUCCAUCACAUAAUAAAGAACAGGUCUUGGCCACAACAGCCACUGCAGAAACGGAAAAAUGGCAGUUAGAAUUGGAGAAACUAAAACUUCUUUAUCAAGAAAGGAUUGAUACACUUGAAGCUCAAGUACGGUCUCUAAGGAAAGACUUAUCUGAAUCUGAGAAGAAUUGUGAAGAUUUAAAAGGAAGAUUAAAGCACCAAGAUUCACUUAUUGCAACAAGUAAUUCCAACAGGGUUGGUGGUCUUUGUCUGAAAUGCGCACAACACGAGGCUGUUCUUUCUCAGACUCAUUCCAGUGUCCACAUGCAGACCAUUGAAAGGUUAACAAAAGAAAGAGAUGACUUAAUGGGUGCACUUGUUUCAGUAAGAAGGAACCUGAGUGAGAUGCAGCAAAGGGAAUCUAGUGCUUAUGAACAAGUGAAACAAGCUGUGCAAAUGACAGAAGAAGCCAAUUUAGAAAAAAUGAAGGCUCUAGUCCAGUGUGAACAGCUGAAAAGUGAGAUGGAAAGACAGAAGGAUCGCCUUGAAAGGGAGCUAAUUGCCCAGCUAGAUAAGAGGGCUGGUGAAAAAGAAGCCCUGCGAGGAGAAAUGAAGAAAGAAAGGGAGGACUUGGCAUCAACGGUGAUGGUUUUGUCUCAGAAUGUGGCGACACUGGAGGCUCGGUUAGAGAGAAUUACAAGAGAGAAGAACUCAAUAGCUAACCAGCUAGAGGAAGCCCAAAACCAACUUGCCUCUCAGGAGAUGGAAGUUAAUAAGGUGUGUGGAGAAAUGCGUUUUCAGUUGAAUCAAACCAAAAUCAAGAAGGAUGAGGCAGAAAAGAAGCACAGAGAGUACAGAACAAAAACUAUAAGGGAGCUUGAAAUUAAGGACCAGGAAAUAGAGAAAUUGGGAUUAGAGCUGAAUGAAAACAAACUGCGUUUGGAACAAGCACAGCAGGAUGCAGCAAGAGCCAAAGACGAGUGCCUAAAACUGACAGAACUGCUGGGUAAAUCUGAGCACCAACUGCACCUCACCAGAUUGGAGAAAGAAAGUAUUCAGCACAGUCUUAGCAAUGAAGCAAAGACUCGAGCCCUUCAGGCGGAGCAAAGAGAGCAGGAGCUGACACAGAAGAUGCAGCAAAUGGAGGCCCAGCAUGAUAAAACUGUGAAUGAACUGGAUUCUUUGCUGACCUCCCAGAAUACAUUCAUAGCAAAAUUAAAGGAGGAAUGUUGUACAUUGGCAAGGAAGCUGGAACAUGUAACAGAAAAAAACAGAUCUGAAGUCAGCCAGCUUAGUCAGGAAAAUGAGUAUGUUAAUGACAGACUGGAGAAGAUGCAGAAAAGAAAUGAUGAAUUGGAAGAACAGUGUAUCCAGCAUGGGAGAAUGCAUGAGAGAAUGAAGCUGAGGUUAUACCAGCUUGACAAGCAUUGCCAAACCACUGCCCAGCAGCUAGUGGAGUUACUCAACAAACAGAAUCAGCUCUUCAGAGAGAGGCAGAUGCUAACAGAGGAGGUGCAGUUCCUGCGAACACAGUUACCCUGUGUACCAGUCUGAAUGCUGACUUGGUUGAAGCUGACCCAAAGCAAUGUUUCAAGUGAAAAAACUCUUGCUGGUUCAGUUCAGUUGAUUUACUUUAGCUGUUUCACACAUAGCAUUUAAAUCAUUAAACCUUUUUGAAUGCGAACACCUUUCCAAAGUUUGAAAUAAGACUUCCAGCAUGCGAGUUUUCCCAAGUUCUUCCUGUGAAGUGGUUAGGCUCAAGAUCAAGUUAAAAUUGCAGGUGCACAGGAUGCAUUUAACAUUUAGUUUGUGUAAUUUUUAAGAAAAUAUUUUAAAUGUAUUUUGUAACUUAUUCCAGCAGGUGUGUCUUGUUACAUAUGUAAAUACCAAUAAACUUACCUUGAUUUUU